ACACUUUUAAUGCACUUUGAGCUGCAUACAGUGCUGUAUAAAUAAAGAUUGAUUUAUCCUUUUAAUACCAAGUCUAAUUCGUUUCAGUUUUUACAACAACUUUCGAAUAUUCUGGAUUUAUAAGUUAUGUAUCUGUUCAGACAGGAACUAUUAUUGUUUUGUUUCCGGGGAACAUUUUACGCAGACGGACCUAACCAAGACAGAGCGCUUUAAUGGUUUCCCGCCUGCGUUUGAUGCGCAGAAGCUGUGUUUAGCAGAAAACCUCAGUAUUUGGUCUCAGAGUCCAGAUGAAGUUUCGGGGGAAGAUCGUGGACGUGGCGUGUCUGAACCACUUCACCCGAGUCGUCACCACCAUCUCCAAGCUGACCAAGACGUGCGUGCUGCGGCUCAACCCGGACAACCUUUUCUUUGUCCUGUCAGGGAAAGUGGCCAAUGGAGGAGUCAGCAUGUGGUGUGAGCUGUCACAGGCUAACUUCUUCGACGAGUACCAGAUGGAGGGCGUUUCUCCAGAGAACAAUGAGAUUUGUCUGGAGUUGGCUCCAGAGAACCUGUCCAGAGCCCUGAAGACGAUCCAGAAUGCCAAAUCUGUUAAAGUCAAACUUACCAAGAAGCAUUGCCCCUGUCUGACUGUCUGCGCCGAGCUGCCCACUCUGUCUAGCAUCAGCAGGGUGGUCACUCAUGAUGUUCCCGUGGACGUGAUCCCCAAAAGACUCUGGCACGAGUUUAAGGAACCAAGUGUGCCGGACUAUGAUGUCAGCAUCUACCUGCCGCCUCUGAAGACCAUAAAGAACGUAGUGGACAGAAUGAAGAACCUCUCCAACUUUCUGGUAAUUGAGGCCAACAUGAACGGAGAGAUGAACCUGAAGAUCGAGACCGACCUGGUUUCUGUCACCACCUACUUCAAAGAUUUAGGAAACCCUCCUUGGGGCGAUGGCGCCUCUCAGGACGGCGGCCCAACCCAGAGCAGGGACCCGGACAGCAUGGCUGAGGCCCGGGUGGACGUCAGGAAGCUACAGCAGUUCCUGGUGGGACAGCAGGUCAACCCCAGCAAGUCCAUGUGCAAUAUCGUCCAUCAGAGUGUCCUCCACCUGAUUCUGCUGCAUGAAGACGUGUCCCUGCAGUAUUUCAUCCCCGCCGUGGCGUAGAGGCGUGCGGUUAGCCUGAAAUGAUCCAGAUCCUGAGGAAGACGAGGACAUCCGGGCUGGAGGAGUCUCUCUGGACCGAGGAGACGUAUGUUUGAGUUCAGCAGUAAACACAGGACUUCUGGAGUCUGGAAUGACGGGAACAAAGUGAAAACUGAGGACUUUCCGACCAGCAUCUGAAGGGGAGACGGAUGAGAAACGGAGAGGGAAGUUUGUUCCGGAGAUGUUUACGUCCAAGAUCCUGUCUUCUGAAGAUGAAGGUUGUUCUUAUGUUCUCCAUCAUCUGGAACCAGAUCUUACAGUUCUGGAUUACGGUUUCACACAGUCACAGAGGUUGACGGUGAAACAUUAAAAAACCAUUCUAAGAUGUUCUGGUUCUUUUUGAGUUGAUGCUGAAGUUAGAGUUGAAUCAUCAGAAGAGCAGUCCAGGACUGGAACAGUGCUGAAGUCCUUGAAAAAAUCGCAAAAGGCAAAGUAAAACAAAUGAAGUUCAGAAGUGGGACUGGAUUAUACAGUCCUGAGGUGAUGGGAUGCGUGUUUUAGGGGGGAGGAGCUAAAUGAGAGGUCAUCAGGUGGGCACCCUCCUUCAACCCUGGUUUGAUGCUGGACCCUCUACAUCUCCAGAGGGCUCACUGGCUCCACCUGGUGUCACAAGUUUGCCCUCUGUGGAUCUCCUCCCUCCUCUGCUGCUGCUGAGGAGUCCAUCUGGGUCUGCUCCUCAUCCCGGGGAGUGGUUCGCCUCUUCUGCUGAGCUCAGUCCACAGAUCCUCAGGCUGAUGGUUGACCUGCACACAAAACCUCCACAGUCCACCUUCAGUUCAGUCACAGAGUGUGUUGAGACAGAACACUCCAGAGGAACCCUGCAGACAUUUCAGCUGUUUCUUUAAACUCUGAUGUAGAAUUUUAUUAAAAAAAAUAAUAAUGGUAAAA
This is a messenger RNA of Oryzias latipes (Japanese medaka), 2072 nucleotides long. It is a transcript of the gene hus1, whose product is annotated as HUS1 checkpoint clamp component. NCBI's taxonomy places the organism in Eukaryota, Metazoa, Chordata, Actinopteri, Beloniformes, Adrianichthyidae. Gene Ontology annotation, biological process: double-strand break repair via homologous recombination; mitotic DNA replication checkpoint signaling; mitotic intra-S DNA damage checkpoint signaling. The record is from RefSeq and is a predicted model, not a curated record. Gene Ontology annotation, cellular component: site of double-strand break; checkpoint clamp complex; nucleolus.